Messenger RNA from Colossoma macropomum (tambaqui), 14359 nucleotides. It is a transcript of the gene kmt2bb, whose product is annotated as lysine (K)-specific methyltransferase 2Bb. The transcript has 37 exons. Gene Ontology annotation, cellular component: nucleus; histone methyltransferase complex. The record is from RefSeq and is a predicted model, not a curated record. Gene Ontology annotation, biological process: positive regulation of DNA-templated transcription. The coding region runs from base 1 to 11514 and encodes 3837 amino acids. Gene Ontology annotation, molecular function: histone H3K4 methyltransferase activity; zinc ion binding; DNA binding. NCBI's taxonomy places the organism in Eukaryota, Metazoa, Chordata, Actinopteri, Characiformes, Serrasalmidae.
AUGAUGGCGGCAGCGGGCUGCGGAUCAGCGACCGCGGCUGCCGCUGGAGGCGCGGGCGCUGUGGGAGUGGGCGCGGCGCGUGGCCGCUUUCCGGGCCGCCCGUGGUCGUCGCGGAGCCGCCUGCGUUCCGAGAAGCGGUGGCUGCUCGGCCGCUGCGGGGCCGACGAGUUUAGCGGCGCAGGAGGAGGAGGCCCGAGGCCCGCCUGCCCGCCGCUUGCGUGCGCCGAGGACCAGUCUCACUUGCGCCUGCUGGGGAUCGAGGCGAGCUACAAGAGCCUCGGCGAGGCGGGCUACAGCUCGAGUGGGAGCGAAGAGGGAGCUGAUUUCAGAGGCUUUGAACAUGAAAACAGUGGUGUUCCUGAACAGUCGAGACGGAAUCCUCCCAAACGUAAUCGUGCAUCAGCAAAAUCCACAAAGAGGCUAUGUCAGAGACCAGCUCCUGCAGCAGCCACAGAGGUGGAAAACGUUCAGACUCUUGAAAAUGAUUCAGGAUUUACACGGAAGCUACACAGUAAAGGGUCUACUAAUGCUGUAUCAGUUGAAGAUGGUGAUCCUGGUGCAGAUAAGCUCUCGAAACCGAGACGAAAAAGAGACUCUGUGAAAGACGUACCGUCAGCUCCAAAGAUCACCAUUAAGUUGGUGACUAAAAAGAGAGUGAAAGUGGAUCCGUCGUCACACCAGAAGCUUGAAAGAAAGCAAAAAGGAAACAAAGUCCCGUCUGAAGCUAAAGAAACCCAAUGUGCUGUAGUCUCAUCUGCGCAUGUUAAAUUAAAAACAGCUAAACAAGCUACUGAUAGUGCUUCUGCUGAAGUAAAAGAACAGGUUAAUACAAGAAGGCGAGGGAGGUCUGCUGACAAAAAGGUAGAAUCCACCCCUCAGAGAGUGCCUGAAACAGAGGCUGGUGACCAAAAGGUGGAGGCAAAAUUGAGGAAAUCUGCCAGCAAGUCUCAACCUGCACCAUGUAGUGACAAUGUAGAGCCAAAAACCGAUGAGAAGAACGCAGAACCAGAGGACAGUGUCUCAAAAGAAAACACUGAAGUAAAAAAACUUGUGAUCCGGAGACGGCACAGAACGGACUCAAGUCACGCCCAAGAAUCAGCAGAUCAUAACAGUGAGGGCUCUUUGGCAGAGUCAUUAUUAGAAGUGUCAACGAUUGAGGAAUCUAUACCGAUUUCCAAGAAGAAAAAAGGGAAAAAAAAGAAGAGACAUCGUAAAGACAAAGUCUCGGAAAAAGUUAAAGAGAACAGGGAUCUCUUGUCUGAGCAGCUAGCAGGUGACUCUGCAGAAAUGAGGUCCAUUGAGAAAGAGUUUGUGGGAAUUCCAGGGUUAAAACUCACCAGAAUACGGAACCCGAAAGCCAGGUCUCGUAAGAAACGCAGCAAAUUUAUCUGGACCCUAACACUGGUAAAGUGCAAAAACAAGAGUGUAAGUCCACAAGAAAAUCUAAGCAAAGCACCAGAUAGCCUUAGGAAAGGGACAGAGCCUCCCUCAAAAUGUGCAGAAAAGGUUGAUGUUUCCACAGAGCCUAAAUCUGCAUCUAUACCUACAGACACUUCUGAAGUUCAGAACACUCCACAGACAUCUGAAAAUCAAGAACCAACUGAUAAUUUAGUACCUGAAAACCUAGAAAAGCCGGAGAAAGAGGAGGAGACCUCAAGCAAAAAUGAUGAGGAGCUUGCUAUUAGGUCAGAAGUUGCAAAAGAAUUUCAUCCAGAGGAGGCUGCACAAACCCAUUCAGAUGAUCUAAUCAGCAAAGAUUUCAUUUCUCCCCUUCAGAUCAAAGUUGGAACCUCACCAAAAAAACGCAGCAGUUUGAAGCAACCAUUUCUAAACCAGAAGGUUCUAGCUACACCUGAACAUAAAGAACUUUCUGCUGAGGCUGAUGAUCAUCAGUCUUCAGCAGAAGUACCAGAAAACCAUCUUGAAACUAUUGCCCCUCCGACACCCAGGCUAAAGCCCAGGUUGAGUCAAAACACUGCCAGAAAGAAGCGUGCAAGGCAUAAACCUUGGUCAAUACAAAAGCGAAAACCUAAAGCAGCUCCUUCUGAUGUGAACCCUGAUUCUGAAAUUAUUACUGAAACCCCAGCAAUUCCAACAACUGAAGCUGAACCCAAGUCUGAGGAGAUAUCAACAUUGUGUGAGCAAAAGAAACCAAGGAAGUGCUCUGUUCGAGCUGGUCUCUCAACAAGACGAUCAGUUCCAAAAAGACCACCACAGGCUUUACCUGCUCCUGAGAGUCAUCAGUCUUGUGAAGCACCACUGCCUGAGGCAACUGAACCCACAAGCAUUGAUAGUGCUGCUCUUCAGCCUCAUCCUGUAACAGAAACGCAACCAGACAUUAAGCCUGAAAAGACACCAUCAGCCGCAGAUGCCGAAGUUCUGGUUUUAGAGCCUCCCGUCACAGAUGAGGCGCAGCCUCCUCGUCCUGCUCAGAAACCAUUCAAGCAAGUUAAAAAAAGGCGCAGAGCUUUGAUAGGACAGAGGUUUAGAUCUCGCAGACACAAGUUGCCACUAAGACCUGUAGUUGAAAAAGUGGGUGAUGCUUGCUCACCAGUGGGUGCCUCUGAGCCAGCACGACCAAAACUAGCUGGCAUACUUAAGACGAAGUACAAGAAGCAACAGGUUUCCCAGAAUCUUCCUCAGACUCUUGAAGGUGAAAAAAACAAGGCAACAUUUGUAGCCCAGCAAGAGGAAAAGGAACCUGAGGUGCAGACUUUCGAUCUGGAAGAAAAGGAGUCUGUGAAUGAAAAAAUAGAUCUUGAAUCGUCCGACGUUCAGCCCGGUAAAACAAAAUUUGUUAAAAACAUAAAGCAUUUCAUAAUGCCUGUUGUAAGCGCCCGGUCUUCUCGAGUGAUCAAAACACCAAAGAGGUUUAUGGAUGAUGCAGACAUGUCGGAUCUGCCGCGGAGGAACUCUCAGAAGAAAGGCCACCAGCCGGGAGGGCAGCCGAAGCUGAAGAAACGAGAGAGUGGUGAGGCAGGCGAGUCUGAUUCUCUUCAGCCACAGGAUGAGGAAGAUGUUCUUCCUGAAGCCCAGUUAGAUCUUGAUUUGUCUUCUGCCGAAGAAUCCAAGACUGAGCCAGUGGAGGACAUUGAAAGUGGAGACAAAUUCUCUGGCAAGAGGCGGUCGCUACUCCGAGACCCCAGUUUUAAUUGGAAAGUACUAGAGCCUGUAGGUGCGGAUGUGUACAACUUUGAUCAGGACAUCGAAAAGGAGUAUGAGGCCUUGUUGUCUGCCAAAGAUUUGUCAUUAGAUUCAAUAAUUGAUUCUUCUCCAAAGAAGAAAAAGAGUGUGAAAAAGCAACCAUCAAACCUGAAGGCAGAUAAGAAACUGACAGAUAAGCUAAAUUAUGGGCUUAAUAGUAAAAGUGAAAAAAAGGUCCCAACAGGUGAAACAGAGAUAGAUCCACAGCCGGCUGAAGCACAAAAGGGGGAGCUGGAGGAAGAGGACAGUUUAAUUCAGUCUCUUUCUGAUGCUGAGAGAGAGAAAGCUAAACUGAAGAUUGAGGAUCUCGACACCCCAGGGGUGGUUCGUAAGGUAUCCAUCUGCAUGCAUGCCCUCAGCUCCAAGUUACUGGCACAGCAACAAGAGGAGCAGGCUGAAGAAGUGCCAGAUGAAUUCUCCAUCCACACAGACAUUUCACUUCCCAACAAAUGCAUGGAUAUAGAGAAAAUGCUUCAGGCUGAAGCAAAUGAUCAGAAAUUAGAAGGAAGCCUUGAUCAGAAGACUGGUGGAGAUGCCGUUAACUCAGAGGACAGAGGUGCCACACAGCGUCCCCGUCUCACAGGCGCCAACAAGCAAAUGCUCAACCUCCUCAAGAAAGCCAAGGUUCAGCUCAUCAAGAUAGAUCAGCAGAAACAGCUCAAGUCAUCAGGGCUCCUGAAAGAAGGCGGAUUCACAGCUACGAAGAGGGAGAGGAGGAAACCGAAAGAGUGCCUUCAGAAUGCCAGUCCCAGCAAGCCUGAAAAGACUGAUGCCUCUUCAGAGCAGACUCCUGAAGGUGAAAACAGAGGAGGACCACGCAUCAAGCAUGUUUGUAGAGCUGCAGCUGUAGUUCUGGGGCAGCCCCGUGCCAUGAUCCCUGACGACAUCCCCAGACUCAGUGCCCUCCCCUUGCAUGAAAGAUCAGGCAUUUCUCCAUCACCUGCUGAUAAGGAUAUUGAGUCGCACUCUGACCCAGACAGCCCUGUUCUCCCUGAUCAGAGGACACCUAAGUUUCGCAGAGUGAGUAGAGCUGGUAUGUUUGGGCUCCGGUCCCGGAGAUGUGGGGAAUGUAAGGGCUGCCUGCAUGAAGAGGACUGCGGCAGGUGCAUGAACUGCCUGGACAAGCCCAAGUUUGGUGGACCCAACACCAAAAGACAGUGCUGUGUGUUUAAAAGGUGCGAUCAGAUCGAGGAACGCAAGGCCAUGAGACUAAGUGGGAAACUAUAUAAAGGGCACAUGAAGAGACGGCGUUUAUCGAUUAGUGCGGGCCAUUCGAGUAAUGAGGAGGGUGAGGGGACGGAGGGGGCAGGGCGCUCCUCUCCCACGUCUGUGGGUGACAGUCAAAGCCCAUCUUUACGGAAGCAGCCCCGGCGGCAUGUUAAACCACGCUCCUACUGUGACCUGCUGGAUUAUGACUCUGACCUUGACCUCAUCGGAAUGCCCCACUCAACGUCUCCAGCCCGCAGGAGAGCGCCUGGUCCACGCAACACAGACUUUGUGUCACUGGAUGACUUUGUUGGCGAUGGUCUUGAUGAAGACAUACGACAUCGCAGGUCUGGAUUAAACAAAGUUGCUCCUAUCAGACGGAAAACAGAGAAGAGCCCUCAGGAGCAAACCCCACCCAGCGUCUUGGCAGCCUUGGCAAACGGCUUUGCCCAGAGAGAGAACGAGCCUUCCCAGCCCUCGUACAAGAUCCACGUCGACUUUAAGGAGGAUUGUAGUGUACAGAGCGUUUGGUCAACCGGAGGGAUGAGCAUCCUCACCUCUGUGCCUACCAUGCCACAGUAUGUGUGCCUGCUGUGUGCCAGCAAAGGACAGCAUGAGAUGCUGUACUGUCAAGUGUGUUGUGAACCUUUCCAUCACUUCUGCUUGGAGGCAUCAGAGCGACCUCAGGAUGAGAACAAGGAGAACUGGUGCUGCCGCCGCUGCAAGUUUUGCCGUGUUUGUGGCCGCAAGAACAAACCUUCAAAACCUCUGCUGGAGUGUGAACGAUGCCAAAACUCUUAUCAUCCUGCUUGUCUAGGCCCCAACUACCCCAAACCCAACAAGCGCAAGAAGGCCUGGGUGUGUAUGACCUGCAUCCGGUGUAAGAGCUGUGGCGUGACCCCAGGAAAGAGCUGGGAUACAGAGUGGGACCACGAUAAAGGCUUUUGUCCUGACUGCACAAGGCUCUUUGACCAGGGUAAUUACUGCACCAUGUGCUUCAAAUGCUAUGAGGAUAAUGACUAUGAAAGCCAAAUGAUGCAGUGUUCCACAUGUAACCACUGGGUCCAUGCCAAGUGUGAGGGACUGACAGAUGAUUUAUAUGAGAUCCUGUCCAGUUUGCCAGAGAGCGUGGUGUACUCGUGCCAGCCCUGCACUCAAGCACAGCCUGGUGGGGUGCAGGAGAGUGAGUCUGCAGGAGGCUGGAGGGAGCUGCUGAUGCUGGAGCUCAGGGCUGGGGUGGAGAAGGUGCUCGCCUGCCUUCUCAGCUCCACUCUCACUCAGCAUCUCGUGACCUGCAAGGAGUGUACAACUCUGGAUGACCCUGAAGAUGGAGAUGAUGAUGAUGAUGAUGAUAAUGAUGAUGUUUUGCCUGUAUGUGAUUUUCGUGCUGUGGGCAAAAAGUUUGAUAAAGGACUUUACACAACACUGAAAUCUUUCCAUGAAGAUGUGGUAGGAGUCAUUCGCAGAAAGCUCGAAGAGGAGGAGGCAUUACCAGAAGACCAAAGGCCCACUGCUCUUGCUCGAUCUUACUAUUUGAAGCUGAUGGAGGAGGUUUUCAGUUGGUUCAACAGUCAGGACCCUAAAGUGUGGGAUCCACGCUCCAAACACCUUCCUACUGGAAUGCUUUUACAUGCUGUUCUACCGCCGACAAAUGAGCAUGUAUAUGCACAGUGGAGGGAGCGAGAUGAAAAGAGCCACACUGUAAACAGAACCAGGCAAGCAGUAGCAGGGCACUUGGAGGUCAAAGGGGAGGAUGGGUCUGAUCACUCUACCCCUUUUUACCACAAGUCUGUCAACAGCCCAUACAGGCACUUGAUGAGCUUAAGGCAUGGGAUGAAAGGAAAGAAAGGACACCCAUCUAGAUCGGACCUGGACACUGGGUGGUCAAAAGAGGAUAAGCGGCAGUGUGCCUUGUGCCAGAAGUAUGGUGAUGCAAAAUCCAGUGAUGCUGGUCGUCUACUUUAUCUUGGCCAAAAUGAAUGGGCUCAUGUCAACUGUUCAAUGUGGUCAGCAGAGGUGUUUGAGGAGGAUAAUGGCUGCCUGAUGCAUGUGCAUAGUGCAGUUGCCAGAGGUCGCCUUAUGCGUUGUGAACGAUGUAACCAAACUGGGGCAACGGUGGGUUGCUGCCUUACUUCAUGCCAGAGCAACUACCACUUCAUGUGCGCCCGUUCCCGCAACUGUGUCUUCCAGGAUGACAAAAGAGUUUUCUGCUAUAAGCAUCGUGACCUCAUCAGUGGACAAAUUAUCACUGGACAAGGAUUUGAAGUUCUUCGGAGGGUCUAUGUGGACUUUGAGGGGAUCAGCCUUCGCAGGAAGUUUUUGACAGGAUUAGAACCGGAAAGCAUUAAUAUGUUGAUUGGUUCUCUUCAGGUCAGCAAACUUGGCAAGCUAAACGAACUGUCUGCUAGCCAAGGGAAACUCUUCCCAGUGGGUUAUGAAUGCUCCCGCUGGUACUGGAGCACAGUAAACCCAAGUCAGCGCUGCAAGUAUACAUGUAGGGUCAUGGAGGUACGAGCACCUGUUCAGGAGAAGCCAGUGGAAGAACUGCCUGACCAGGGAGACAAUCGCACAAUUGCCCACAGCCCAUGUGUCCAAUCAGAAUCUGCAACUACAGUGGGGGAUGUGAUACCAGCAAAUCCCAGUUCAGAAUCCUCCUUUGCUAAGCCAGACCUCGGCACUCGACCCAAAAUAUCUGUCUACCCUCAGAAUAGGAGACCAGCGGGAGGCCUGUCUAGACCUCUACCAUCUCCAGGAACAGUUCCAUCCAAGUCCCAUCAUAUUUUGACUAUUCGUGAUUUAGAUGACACUUGCAGACCACGACGGCACAGCCCACACUCUCAAAAUACUGGGAUCCGUGGACAUAUAACAUGUCCUACCUUGGGAUCUUCCACUGGCUCAGUUAGCCUUCGAGCUGGGGGUUCCCACCACUCUAAAGCCACCCAGCCUACCUCCCCAGGUUUCCCCCUUGGUGCUACUGAAAACCUGUUAACCUCUUCAUCAGCCCGCCCUGUGGGUCGAAGUGCUUCCUCUGCCAGGGGUUCUGGAAUAUUGGCACCCCAUUCUACCUCAGGACUGUUUUCACAGCCCACAUGGCAAGGUGGCAUUGGCAGCACCCCUUCCUCUAAUCGCUCUCUUUCCUCCCCCACCCACUUAUCUACAAGACCAAGGCUGCCUUUUGAUCUUAAUCAGUUAGACUCUGCAGAACUGCCACAUAAUUUCUUGGCAUCACCACAAGAACUGCCUGCAGAAAAUGGAACUUCACCUUUAAGAGACACUGUGGAUCCACCAAAGGGUAGUCAACUAGUCACUGAUAAGGAAUUCUCUUAUACACCCUUCCACUUAGACUCGGACCUGAGUGUUGUAUCAGAGCUUAAAAAUGAACUUGAGAUUGAGGAAACAGUACUAAAUGAGGGAGUGGCCAUGAACUGCAGUGAACAGAUUGUUGUUGAAGGUGAAGAGAACCAAGAGGAGUUUUGGGACCGAGAGGCAGACGAGAUCAAGGCAAAGGUAUCUUCCCGAAGAUUACCUCAUGCUAUAGAAACCCAUACAGAGGACUGGGACAAUAGUUCUUCUGAUGAGGAUAUGGGAAACUAUUUCAAUUUUUCCCGUACUACAGUUACUUGCAAGACUUCAAGAGAUACAUCAAAGACACCUGCUUCUUCUGCUGCAAGAUCAAUUUCACAACUAGACGGUGUAGAUGAUGGGACAGAGAGUGAUGCCAGUGUCACCAGCAGUAAUACCCAGAACCUAAAGAACCCAAGUCAGGUUCAGAAACCAUCCCAGUCUAUUGAUGUUCAGCAUAAUAAACAGUGGAACAGUAAUGGGCUAUGUGUGGACCUACCAAGUCCUGUCUUUGAUUCAUCAUCCAUUAGCAGUCAGCUGCAACCUGCAGCCAAACCUUUUGGUUCGUUGUCUUUGGUUGGUACUGGUCAUCAGAAGUCCCCUAGUGAAACCCAACCCAAGGGGGCUGCUGAAGUAAAAGUAUCCAAAUCUUCCCCAAAUUGCACAAAAUCUGGGCUCCAGGACACAUGCCCAAAUACUGGCUUCCUUGGUCAGACAUUUCAGUCGGUUUCCUUGUCACCCUCUCAAGAGACUUUGUCAAAUUUUGUUGUGCCAAAAGAGACAGACACCACAUUUUCUGCUUUUGUUGAUGACUUCCAAGCUCCUGGUUUAAUUACAGAUACGGGAAUACCCGUAGUUUUGGAAAAAUGUGACCCUCCCUCACCCAGUGCCUGCUUUACUGAACUGGUCCCAGUUCAGGAAGAUACUCCGAUUGACACACAAGGAUCCGUAGAGUUGAAGGAAAUGUACUUGGAUCAUAACAGUGGGCACUUUGUUUCCUCUACAGAUGGCUCCAUGAUUUUCUCAAAUAAUGUUUCAGAGGCCACACCGCAACCCUCUGUCAAACAGCCUGUAAAGGGAAGACAAGAUAAAGUGCCGAAAGCAGUGCAGCCAAAUUCUUCAUCUACAGAAACAGCCAGUUCUGCAUCCUUAGUUCAGUCUCUACAGUCCAGUUCCUCUUUACAGCCUCCUUUUGUGUCAUUUUCAAAUUCUGCACAUUCUUCAAAUGUCCCUUUAUACCCUGUCCAAACCCCUGAGGGAAAGACAGUUCUCCCACCAAUGGAGAGUUUUAGAACAAAACUACUGUCACCUUCAGACACAAGUCAACAUGCUCUGUCAGUACCUAGUGGAGCAAUGCCUUAUGUGUCUACAGAUUUGCCUCCCAAGCCAGAGUCAGUGCUUGCUGCACCGUCAGGCACUGGUGUGCCUCUUGCAUCUCUUGGGCCAGUUUUAGGACCAGUAUCCACUCCUGUGUACACCACUUACACUCAACCUGUGGGUUCAGCAACAGUCAGUAUAGUCCCUGCUGCAAUCUCCCAGCCGUCUGGUCAGUGCCAGCCAAUGCCCUCCAUUAUUCAACCAGCCCCUGGCCCUGUUGUUGUUAAUGGCUAUAGCUCCAUGCCUAUGCAAAGGGAAGCUGCCUCAGGACGUACAAUUUCCAUAAACUUUUCAACUCCAAGGCAAACAUUGGAGCCUCAACAACCAGUGACCCAAGCAUUACCUGGCCAUGCAAUUCUCACUGUGAAGGAGGUUGGUGGACCUAACGUGGAUCCUACCCCUCAUGUUUUACUUGUUAAUCGCCUUGGCCAAAUUUUUGUCAAGAAUCCUGAAAGCAACACCUUCCAGCUGCCCAGUCCUAACUCACCCUCCUACAACUGCGUUACACAAAUUGCCAGCCUAUUGCAAAGCAAUGCUCUGUCUGCUACUUUGGCAGCAGCAGGCAACUUGUCUGCAGUUGCCGGAGCAGCUAUACCAGCCCAAGUCCCAAGAAUGGUGACGCCUGUGAUUCCAAACUCUGAUACCAUUACCCAGCUCCUCACUGCUAAUAGCAAUGGAACAGCAGCACCACAGGAAGUAAAGAUGUCGAAGCAAAAUGCAUCUGGUGGAAAUGUUCCAGAAAAAAAGAAGCCACAGAAAAAGAGAGAACCCCCAACAUCUCGGAAGAUCAAGUCAGCUGCAACGCCUGGUUCAACUAGCAAGGCAGCAGACAAUAAUGCAGACAGUGCUCAAGCCAUUAUCAACCAAGCUAUGGCCAGCUAUUAUGACCCCAAUCGAAAUGGUGCCCGAAUCCUGAGUCCAUCCUCACCCCGCAAUCCCAGUGUCGGAGGCAGAGCUCAAUCACUGAGUUCAGUAGUCCUUCCCCCAGGCCUCCUUGUCGAACCAGAGUCCACGUCCUCUUCACCAGCUACCCCACACUCUGCAUCUUCUCGGCCAAAGCAGGUUCGAAUGAAGAGAGUAUCCUCACUCUCUGACCGCAUUGCCACGAAGAAAUCGAAGUCUGACUUUUUAGAGCCUGAGAUGCCUAGUGGGUCGGAAGACCAACGCAAAUUAAGUUCAACUGCUAGCAGGUGUGGGGGAGUUCGCAUCAAAACGCCAACUGUCAAAGGGGUCCUUGACCUGGACAAGAUCAAUGAUGAGCGUAGUAGUGAUUCUGAGAGUGCCAAGCCAGGUCUCUGGGAUCGUUUCUCAGUGUCCCGAGGUGGCGACAGUAGUAAACCACAGGCCUGGGACACCACAGGACGUAGCGCACUGUCUGACUGGAACAAAUACUCAGGGAUGAUGUCGUGCUCAGAUGAAGAGAUGCCUCCCUCAGACAGUGAAGACCAGUUCCCUCCUAGAGGAGACCACCCACAUCUACGCUUUGAGAUCACCAGUGAUGAUGGUUUUAGUGUGGAGGCAGAUAGCAUUGAGGUUGCCUGGAAAGCUGUCAUUGAUGGGGUACAAGAGGCUCGUGCUGCUGCCAAGCUGAGACAGCUGUCCUUCACUGGGAUGAAUGGUGCUCGUGUGAUGGGCUUGUUGCAUGAUGCUGUGGUUUACCUGGUGGAACAGCUCCAAGGGGCCAAGUCUUGCUAUCGUCACACUUUCCGCUUCCAUAAACAAGCUAGCCAGGAAGAAGACCUACCCAUCAACCCCAGCGGUUGUGCUCGCUCUGAGGUCUAUCUGAGGAAGUCUACUUUCGACAUGUUCAACUUCUUGGCAUCACAGCACAGACAGCUUCCUGAUGCUGACCUGUAUGAUGAAGAGGAGGAUGAAGUUCUUCUCAAAUCAAGCAGACGAGCAACAAGUUUGGAACUUCCCAUGGCCAUGCGCUUCAGACAUCUAGAAAGGACAUCUAAAGAAGCUGUUGGUGUUUACAGGUCCGCCAUUCAUGGACGAGGGCUGUUCUGCAAGAGAAACAUUGAGGCAGGGGAAAUGGUUAUUGAGUACUCCGGCAUCGUCAUUCGCUCCGUUCUCACAGACAAACGCGAGAAGUACUACGAUGGGAAGGGCAUUGGCUGCUACAUGUUUCGCAUUGAUGACUUUGAUGUAGUGGAUGCGACCAUGCACGGCAAUGCGGCGCGAUUCAUCAACCACUCCUGUGAACCCAACUGUUACUCGCGGGUCAUCAAUGUGGAGGGCCAGAAGCACAUUGUCAUAUUUGCUUUGAGGAAGAUUUACCGUGGAGAAGAGCUCACCUAUGACUACAAAUUUCCCAUUGAGGAUGCCAGCAACAAGCUCAGCUGCAACUGUGGAGCCAGGCGCUGCCGCCGCUUCUUAAACUGAGAGGAAAGUAGAGAAGAUCCUAAAGACGAGCUGGAAUGAGCUCCGAAAUUAGCGGACGCAGCAAACGGGCAAUAAAAGACAGUCGCAUGGGGAAAGCACUGAGAAGGGCAGUAGGAGGUCAAAAGGACUGACUUUUAAGCUAGGGUCUUAUUGAGUUGGGCUUAAGCCAUAGGAAUUUCCCUCAAAGAGAUCCAGAGAUGGUCAUGAGGAUGUGCAAGCACUCCAGCAGAAAAGGAAGGCUCAUAGCAACCAGCUGUUCACCCACAGUACUGCAUGCACAAUAUUCCGGUACACAUAUGUGUGAUCUCUUGAGAGCGUAUUGGAGAAUAGAUGGAGUUAAGCCAGUAGGGAAACACUUAAAAAUGUGUUCAGUUUCUGAGAGAACAGGAAGUCCUGUGCAUUUAUGGCGUUAAGUUCUUCAAAAGGCAAAGUCAUCGUGGCUUCUGUUUCCUACCCGCUAACAUGUAUUUCAGGUCAAAUCAACAGUGAUGAAAAUGCUUAUUCCUCCUUCUGCUAAUUCUACAUAAAAACUACUCACUUUGGGGUUCUGCAACAGAACUAGAACUAGACAGCGACGAGUUAUCACUAAAAGCUGAGAUCACACUUAGUAAAUAGUCUGUUCAAGUGCUGUUUUCAAAAGCUGUUUAAAGCACUCCUUCUGCCACCCAUAGUCUCUUUAAACCUUUAAAACUCCUGCUCCUGCACUGAAGAUGGUGUGCAGAUAGAUGUACAUGAGUUUUGUGGCCGUGAGAAUAUUCUAUAACUGAAUGAAAUAUGUGACUAAUCGAGAGACAAAUAUAUAUAAAUAUAUAUUAAAAAAAAAUAUAUAUAUAUAUAUAUAUGUAUAUGUAUAUGUGUAUGUGUAUAUAUAUAUAUAUAUAUAUAUAUAUAUAUAUGUAUAUGUGUGUACUUUUAACUGAAAUGUUUAUGAUGCUCAUGCUCAAAACUAGUAUAGGUCUUAGUCAGAAUUAAUGUUGAGGACAGGAAAAGGCUUUAUAUGCUCAGGAAGAUGCUGUGAACCCCUGCAAUAUAUACCAUGGUGAUUCAUUCCAUUCGUUAAGCAUUCAGUAAAACAUUUUCCAUAGAACUUCUCAAACAGACCAGUCUGAUUCAGUCUUUUAAGCUUUUAAGGUCUAUUUGAGAAACCACUGAUGUAAUUUCUCGUUUUCUAAAAAAAGGCUUCCUUCCUGUGUGUUUUAUUUAUUCCGUUACCUUGGUUUCGGACUACAGCUGAGCUUUUUAUCUUGCAUCUGUCUCCCUCCCUGGGGUCCUGCUGUUCCGUUGUGUUAGGAAACUGUUUUUGUCCAUUACCCUUUUUUGUCCAUCUUCAUGGUGCUAGAUUUAAUGAAAGUCUUGAAACUAAGAGGGAAAUCGUACAUUACAUUAAUCAUUUUCAUUCCUCACAGUGUAAGACUCUUAGACUAUUUGUGAAUUACUUGACAGUUAAUGAGUAACGGUAUAAUUUCUGCAGAAGCAAAAUCAGGUAUGGUGAAAAAAUAUAUAAACCUUUAUUUUCUGCUAUAGCUUCACACUACUUGAGCUAACUGAGGAAAUACACUUUGCAUCUGUGCUUUCCCAGGUAUUUUUGACAGGCUGUUUUGUCAGUUCCUCAUAGUUUCCGUGCCACGGUUGUAUGCACUGUUUCUCAUCUCUUACAAUUGCAUCAAGAAAAUCUCUUCUGACUGUGGGUCUCCUGAGGCAGUGUUUGUUGCUAGGCCAGAUUCUGUUAACUGCAUUAUUCUGUGCAGUGCUCAACAAUGUUUAAAUCUAGAAGAACCUGUGUCUUUUAGCUAACAGCCACCUAGCACUCAGCACCUUGAUGUCCCUUUAUUUACGGACUUCUGAAUCUCUUCAUCAUGAAAACAGAUAAACUGAUGCCAUCGUUUGUCUUAGAACUGAUGAGAUUUGAUCAAGCUUCGUGGUCGUCCUAUUUAUUCCUGUUCACGUCCGUUAGAUCAUGGGAGUAUGCAUGCUCUCUGUGUGGCCAGGGUCUAGCCAGAUCUCUCUUUUGUUUAUGUAUUUUCUUUUCCCCUUUGUCUUUUUGACUUGAACAUUCUUUGAGGAUGAGUUCUUGCAGUGCAGCCUUUUUAAGGUGACGUUUUGAGCCGGAUGUCCUUCUUUUUAUUAACAGUAUGAUUUUUAAUUCUUCUUUUAACUUGUAAACUGUGGCCACAUGCUUUGGUUAACUGAGAACUUGUACUCAUUUUUCCUGACUUUUGACAAAGCUUCCAGUCUUUUGGAAAGGAAUGGCAACAAAGAGAAAGUUCUGCACCUCGCCCUUUCAGCCAAUACAGUGCGGUCAGUCCCCUGCCUCGUCUGCCCCCUUCUCCUUUUUGGGCGUCUUCAUCAUCAAAGUUGGUCCACAAAGGAUUUGACCUAGAUUUUUCUUCUUUGUUUCGUUUCGUUUCGUUUCACCCCCCCCUCAUCCCCCCUCCCCAACUGAACUUGCAAGGAUUCUACCUCAGGCUGUUCAGAAUGACUUUCAAAGAAUACUAAUGCAAAAUGUAGAAGAGAAUACAAUAUUGCUUGGUCUUAAAUGUCCUGCAGAGUUGACCUGUGUGCAAUGAAGGAUGCAAAGCACUAGUCAAGACUUUCUGUGACGAUCUGUCUCCCAGAGUUGUGUGGAAAAACUGUAUGUUCUUAUGUAGAGUUAUUUUAAAAAGAAUUGUGCUGAAAAAAAAAGACUCAAAACUUGGAAUUGUGUGUCUUUACUACCUUGUACAAAAGUACCCUAAGUUUGUAAAUAAUUGUAUACAUAUUUCUAAACCUGUUUAAUUUUUCUAUGCACUUUUUUAUUUAUAAUGUUAUUUGCUUAAUAAAGAUGUUAAAAUGUUUGAACAAAAAA